Messenger RNA from Ostertagia ostertagi, 513 nucleotides. The record is from the annotation of a GenBank genome assembly. NCBI's taxonomy places the organism in Eukaryota, Metazoa, Nematoda, Chromadorea, Rhabditida, Trichostrongylidae.
AUGCUGAAAGCUCUGGAACGGGCCGAUGUCAGUCAAGACUUUUUGAGUCAGUUCGUGCAGAUGAGCGACUCCGACCUGUCAAGAUUGAUUGAUCUGAACGUAAAGAUUGCCAUAGAAGUUAUCGAUUUGUGUGUAUCAGCCGAUCAAACACUGGCAAAUAGGAUUAUGCGAAUAGUUCAAGGAAUGGAUGUGACUGUUCAGUGUAUGGAAGUAGUUACUCGGCUUUACCAGUAUCGCCCAGAACUUCCAAGAGAACCACUCAACGACUUUGUGAGGUAUUGUGUUCGCUACUGUCUGGAUGCUACCCCAUCUUCUAAUCUCAAUCGUGUUGUUCGUUUGGUAGCGAUUACAUUGAAGAACCUCCUGAAAAGCGGCAGCAUAUCAGCAUCGGAGUUAUCAUUGGAGCUGCGAGAAUUCGGCGUGAGAUUCUGUCAACACCCAGAUACUACGUUUCUGUUCAACACAGUUGGUCUGGCUCAGCUCAGGGAAAGCAACGAAGUUGUAACAAAAUGA